Molecule: messenger RNA, 1170 nt
Organism: Sinocyclocheilus grahami
Lineage: Eukaryota; Metazoa; Chordata; Actinopteri; Cypriniformes; Cyprinidae
Product: tripartite motif-containing protein 35-like
Exons: 8
Coding region: 1-1170 (389 amino acids)
Molecular function (GO): zinc ion binding
Source: RefSeq, a predicted model, not a curated record
AUGAGAGUGAAAAUGGAUUCACUUUCUGUAGAAGAACUUUCUUGUCCCGUGUGUAUUGAAAUCUUCAAGGCUCCUGUUGUUUUAUCAUGUAGUCACAGUGUCUGUAAAGAGUGUCUCCAACAGUUCUGGAAAAUCAAAGAAACUCAGGAGUGUCCUGUCUGCAGGAGAAGAUGUUCAAAUGAUGCACCUCCAUGUAAUCUUGCAUUAAAAAACUUGUGUGAGUCGCUCCUGGAAGAGAGAAAAGAGAGCCAUUCAUCAGAGUCUGAGGAGCUCUGCAGUUUACACAGCGAGAAACUCAAACUCUUCUGUCUGGAGGACAAACAGCCGGUGUGUUUAGUGUGCAGAGAUUCACAGAAACACGUCAAUCAUACAUUCAGACCCAUCGGUGAAGUUGUUCCAACUUAUAAGGAGCUCAAUACUGCACUGAAGUCCUUACAAGAGAAACUUCAAUACAAAGAAAACAUUAAAGAAGAGUUUGAGAAAACAGUUCAACACAUCAAGUCUCAAGCUGAUCACACAGAGCAUCAGAUUAAGAAGGAGUUUAAGAAGCUUCGACAGUUUCUCAGAGAUGAAGAAAAAGCUACAAUCACUGCACUGAAGGAGGAAGAGGAGCAGAAGAAGCAGAUGAUGAAGGAGAAGCUGGAGGAGAUCAACAGACACAUCUCAGAUCUUUCACACAUAAUCAGAGACACGGAGGAGAUGAUGAAAGCCAGUGACGUCUGCUUUCUGAAGGAGUUUCCAGUCUCAAUGGAAAGAGUCCAGAUCUCAUCACAGCCGGAUCCACAGAUGUCUUCUGGAGCUUUGAUUGAUGUGCCGCGUUACUUGGGCAACCUGCCCUUCAGAGUCUGGAAGAAGAUGCAGGACAUUGUCCAGAACACUCCUGUGAUUCUGGAUCCAAACACAGCUCAGCCACAUCUCGUCCUGUCUGAUGAUCUGACCAGUGUGAGAUGGAGCAACAUCAGGCAACCUCUUCCUGAUAAUCCAGAGAGAUUUGACAUCUAUCCCUGUGUCCUGGGUUCAGAGGGUUUUAACUCAGGAACACACUGCUGGGAUGUGGAGGUUAAAGAGAGUUCAUCCUGGGGUCUUGGAAUAACGACAGUAUCAAACCAAAGGAAGGGAGGUGAUUUCUUUAACACUGAUAUCUGGAGUGUGCAGUGCUUCAGAGGGUGA